AUGGGUGCCAACUGGGACCCGGGGGACCAACAACCAUAUAAUGGCGAUGCCCUAGUGGGAGCCGCUGCCGCCAUUGCUGCCGUGCAAAUUCUCUUCGUUGCAGCGAGGUUCUUUACUCGGUUUAUGCAGCGGAUGAAUAUUGCUGUCGAGGACUAUCUGAUCCUACUUGCCCUGGCCGCAAGUUUGGGAAAAUCAGUGAUCUUUAUUGUCUUGGCCAGAAUCGGCGUAGUUGGGUACCACUUCAACUACGUUUCUCAGAUGCCUGAUAAAGUGAUUCUCACGAGAAAGUUCAUUUUUGCCCGUCAAGUCCUCGAUUACCCCUUCUGCAUCACCCCGGCCAAAAUGGCCUUUCUUUUAUUCUAUCUACGCAUUUUCAAAACCCGAAAGUUCCAGAUCCUCGUCUACAUAGUAGGAUCACUGGUUCUUGCAGUGGGAGCUAGCGUUCUUCUGGAGAGCUUCCUCCAAUGUCGACCAUUGGCUUACACAUGGGAUCGAAGCAUCCCCGGUGGAACAUGCAUUCGUCCAAUCGACGCUUAUCGAGUUAUUGCCCCAUUAAAUGUUAUCACUGGUAUAUUGAUCCUUGUGAUGCCCAUUCCGGCUGUGUGGAAUUUGCAUGCAUCCAGAAAACAGAAACUUGCCCUGACGGGAGUUUUUCUGUUGGGUGGACUAGGAAACGUGGCCAGCAUCUUGAAAGUGGCGAUAUACUUCGCCCAAUCAGAUUUCGCUAGCAAGGACCCGACGUGGUUCGCGUCCAAAUAUGCAUUUGGCCCCUUUUCACUCAAGUCAUGCCCCGGCGUUUUCACAUACCCUUCUCUCGGUCCACGCCUCGCAAAACUCAACACCGGUCCUGGUAUUUGA
Molecule: messenger RNA, 858 nt
Organism: Penicillium samsonianum
Lineage: Eukaryota; Fungi; Ascomycota; Eurotiomycetes; Eurotiales; Aspergillaceae
Exons: 7
Coding region: 1-858 (285 amino acids)
Source: RefSeq, a predicted model, not a curated record